Molecule: messenger RNA, 1299 nt
Organism: Capra hircus (goat)
Lineage: Eukaryota; Metazoa; Chordata; Mammalia; Artiodactyla; Bovidae
Gene: LRRC29
Product: leucine rich repeat containing 29
Biological process (GO): SCF-dependent proteasomal ubiquitin-dependent protein catabolic process
Cellular component (GO): SCF ubiquitin ligase complex
Source: RefSeq, a predicted model, not a curated record
CUCCCUGGACCUCAGCGGCUGCUCGGAACUGGCUGAUGGAGCAGUCCUGGCUGUGAGCCGGGGCCUGCGGCACCUGCGGCGCCUGAGCCUGAGGAAGUUGCAGCGGCUGACAGAUGCGGGAUGCUCAGCCCUAGGGGGCCUGCAGGAGCUGCAGAGCCUCGACAUGGCCGAGUGCUGCCUGGUAGAGGGCAGGAACUGGCCCAGUCCCUGGGCUCAGUGUGCGGAGCUCCAUCCUCACUGGCCUCCCUCAGCCUGGCCUACUGCUCCUCACUCAAGCCCCACGAAGAGCUGGAGUACCGGGCCUCCAGCCCCAAGGACCCCUCUCCCCAGCCACAGGGCCCCUCCUUGCUCAUGCUGCAGGCCCUGCGGGAGCUGGACCUCACAGCCUGCAGCAAGCUGACUGAUGCCAGUUUAACCAAGGUGCUCCGCUUCCCCCAGCUGAGGCAGCUGUCACUGAGCCUGCUGCCAGCACUCACAGACAAGGCCUUGGUGGCUGUGGCCAAGGGCUGCCCCAGCCUGGAGCGCUUGGCGCUGAGUCACUGCAGCCUCCUCAGCGACCAGGGCUGGGGACAGGCAGCCAGCUCUUGGCCAAGGCUGCAGCACCUCAACCUGUCUAGCUGCAGUCAGCUCACGGAGCAAACUCUGGAUUCCAUCGGGCAGGCGUGCAGGCAGCUGCGGAUGGUAGAUGUGGCCAUGUGUCCCGGCAUCAGCAUAGCCUCCGUCAGGCGUUUCCAAGCCCGACUGCCUGAGGUGAUCUGCAUCCAGUCCCGCUUCGUGGGAGGGGCAGACCUGACCUUAACGCUCUGAGGCCAGAUCAGUGACCAGUGGCUCAGCCUCUGUCACCUCCAGCAUCCCCGGCCCUGGCCUUUUGACCUGGAGUUUGACUCAGCGCCUCCUGCCCCUCUCUGUUACAUGCCCCAGAGGGCCUUCCCCAAGCUAGAAACCCCUCCACUGGGUCUGAGAGUGGGAUGAUACCAGGACAGCCCACUGGGCUUCUCGCCUGCCUGCCCCACAGCCCGCAGGAAGCUUCUCCAGCUACAUGGCACUGCUACAGGCCCCCGGAGAUGCCAGAUCCUGCUCACCUGUCCAGGCAUGGGUCCAGAGGCCCGGCCAUUGGGGGCUGGGUCUGGUGCUGGAAAGAGUGGACCCCGGUACCUUUUGUUCCACCCACUUCUCACACUAAGGCCUGUGCCCGGCCUUGUUCCCUGCAGCUCUCCCAGCCCCUCCACCAGCACUGAGUUUUAGCAGCUAAGCCACAGUCUUUGUUGUAUACUCAAGAUUAAAAAUUCCAGAUCUUUC